Molecule: messenger RNA, 1495 nt
Organism: Seminavis robusta
Lineage: Eukaryota; Bacillariophyta; Bacillariophyceae; Naviculales; Naviculaceae
Source: the annotation of a GenBank genome assembly
UGGCUUAAAUUUCUUCUAUUCACGAAUUAUUCGACUGAAGAAUCGAUUUCGUUGAUCUUUCUGUGAUGAUCUCAACACCGUGAGUGACAGACGCCUCGAGCCAAAAGCCAAACCAAAAUCAAAGCGACAAGCACACAAGCAAGGAAAGAGCAGUUUGUGUAGCCCUUGUGCCGUCGACAAACCAUGGCAGGUGCCAGCAAAAAGAGAGAUCGCUGGGAUAGCAGCUCGGAGGAAGAGAAUGAUGCCAAAGAAUCCAAAGAGCCACAGCUAGCCAAAAAGAAGGACACCAAGAAAGACUCUCUCCCCACACACAACCCACUACUAAGUGGCUGUCGCUCGGUUUAUGACACGUACGAACGACUGGCCCGAGUCAGUGAGGGUACCUAUGGGAUUGUCUAUCGCGCCAAAGAUUUGGCAACCCAGGAAAUUGUGGCGUUGAAGCAAAUCAAAUUCGACAAGGAAAUGAUCAAGGAAGGAUUUCCACUGUCGGCACUCCGCGAAGUCAGCGUCUUGUUGGCCAUGUCGCACGAAAAUGUCGUCAACGUGAGAGAAAUGGUCGUGGGCGAUGCCUUGGAUCAGGUCUUUAUGGUGAUGGAAUUUAUGGAAUUCGAUCUCAAAGAAGGACUCUCGCGGUUCCGGGAUGCUUUGGCACAGUCGGAACUGAAAUCGAUUCUGCUCCAAAUUGUAGCGGGGAUGCAGCAUAUGCAUUCCAAAUGGCUCUUGCAUCGGGAUAUGAAGACGAGCAACAUUCUAGUCCAUCGAUCGGGACGAGUCUGUCUCUGUGACUUUGGAUUGGCACGGAGUUAUCAAGAACCACAAUUGCAACAAUUGACACAGCUAGUCGUCACACUCUGGUACCGAUCGCCAGAACUAUUGUUUGGGGAAACUCGAUAUGGACCUGCCGUCGAUAUGUGGUCUAUUGGGUGUAUCUUUGGAGAACUCAUCUGUAAGGAUUCCAUCAUGCAAGGACAAGGAGAACUCGAUCAAAUUGACAAGAUUUUUGAAAUGGUGGGAGUACCAACAGAGGAAAAUUGGCCUCUCUUUAAGAAACUACCCAAUGCUGGAUUGCUGCGAUGGAAACCACGAAAACGAGAGGAUCUAUUGAUUUUCCAAAAGUUUCCCGUCAACAAGCCCGUGUCGUCCACGCAGGCCUUUCUGGACGUGAAUGGAUUUGAUUUGCUGCGGAAACUGUUGACGUUGAAUCCAAAGCAACGCAUUACAGCGGAUGAUGCUAUGCAGCAUCCCUACUUCAAAGAGGGCGUCAAACCAAAGACACCGCGGUUCUUUUGUGAAUAAUGUAGUGCUAGCUAGGGGUGUUUUUAAACUUGGCUUCUUCAUCCUCUUUGUACAUCGUGUGUGUGCUGACAUCCAUAGUAGCAAACACAUUUUGGAGGAUCAUGCAUUUCACACGAUAUCAUUCCAACCAGGUAUUGUUCAUGUGGUAAAGUACUACGGUACUGUAGUACUCUAAAAGAGCUCUUGCCAAUUUCUUGAA